Dissoconium aciculare CBS 342.82 is the source of this 1716-nucleotide messenger RNA. RefSeq names its product alpha/beta-hydrolase. Bases 1 to 1716 code for a protein of 571 amino acids. The transcript is spliced from 5 exons. Lineage: Eukaryota; Fungi; Ascomycota; Dothideomycetes; Mycosphaerellales; Dissoconiaceae. Gene Ontology annotation, molecular function: carboxylic ester hydrolase activity. The record is from RefSeq and is a predicted model, not a curated record.
AUGGUCAAGGCUCUACUCUUCGGUCUGCUGGCCAGUCUCAUCCCUCACACCUUUGCUGGACCUCUCCGUCGACAGUCCUCCUCGCCACCGACCGUCCAGGUUAUCAAUGGCACGAUCCAAGGAACACAUCUCGCCUCAUACAAUCAGGAUCUCUUCCUAGGCAUUCCCUUUGCUCAACCGCCGACAUGGGCUUUGCGAUUCCGUAGUCCUGUCAGCAUCAACAAACCAUAUCGGAACACCCUGCAAGCAACGAGAUAUGCGCCAAUGUGCGUUGGCUAUGGCUCCGACUCUGCCGGCAAAUUCACUUCCGAAGACUGUCUUUAUUUGAAUGUCAUUCGACCUGCUGGGUAUGAAGGGCAGAACCUGCCGGUCCUCGUCUGGGUUCAUAGCAGCUCUUUCACCAUGGGAGGGACAAGUGAUCCUCGAUUCAACCUCACCUUCAUCGUCGAUCGAUCGGUCAAGAUUGGAAAGCCGAUCAUUGCAGUCUCGUUUGCGUAUCGUUUGGCUGCGUGGGGUUUCUUGGCUUCGAAGGAGGUUCUCGAAAGUGGAAAUAGCAACAUGGGUAUCAAGGAUCAGAGAAUGGCAUUUCACUGGAUUCAGGAAAACAUUGCAGCCUUCGGAGGAGACCCAUCAAAGGUGACCAUCUGGGGCCAAUCAUCAGGCGCAACUUCUGUCGGCUACCAUCUACUCGCAUACAACGGCCGAGACGACAAUCUCUUCCGUGCUGCAAUCAUGCAGUCAGGGAACCCCACUAACUUCAUCUCCUUCCGAGAUCCUGCCGAAUACCAAUUACAAUACAACGCCCUCGCCGCAACCUUCGGCUGUCAAGUCUCCUUUGACAGUCUCAACUGCCUCCGCCUGAUCCCCUUCCCGGCCCUAAACGCCGCCAUCAUCCUCCAAAACACCGUCGUGUCCAGCUCCUACAUCUCCGCCUGGAACCCGAUCGUGGACGGCGACAUCAUCGCGCGGUACGGAAGCCAACAGCUCAAAGAAGGCGCCUUCGUCAAAGUCCCCAUCAUCGUCGGCGCCACCUCCGACGAAGGCACCGUCUUCAGCCCCUUCGGCAUCGACACCGCGACCGAGAUUCUCUCCAGCAUGUCAGACCCCUCCCGCCUCUGCAACAUCCCGGCAUCCCUUGCCCCGUCCGCCCUCGCCGCCUACCCGGACGAGCCGGCCUACUACAUCCCCAGCCCAGCCACCGUCGGCAACGCCAGCAUCCCGUCCUUCUUCGGCAACAACCAAUGGCGCCGCAGCGCCGCUUACUGGGGCGAUGCCAUAGGCGUGGCCAACCGCCGCGCCGCCUGCGAGGCCUGGGCGGCCGCCGGCGUCUCCGCGUAUUGCUUCCGCUUCAACACCAUCGUUGCCAACACCCCGGCCUACAUCGGCGCGACGCACUUCGAGGACAUGUCGUAUGUCUUCGACAACACGCAGGGGCUCGGGUUCAAGGACGAUCCCUUCGCGGGCCUCCCACAGGCGAACUUCGACCUCGCCCACCUCAUGAGCGGGACCUGGGCCUCGUUCGCAUAUGAUCUGGACGUGAACGCUUUCGAGGGCAGGUAUCCUUCGGCGGUGAAGUGGCCGCAGUAUGAGGUGGGGAACCCGAGGGAUAUCGUCUGGGAUGCGACGGUCGAGGGGCUGACGUUCGUCGAGACGGACGAUUAUCGCAAGGAGGGCAUCCAGUGGAUCAACGACCAUGCGUUGGAUUAUAAGCGGUGA